This is a messenger RNA of Colletotrichum karsti, 1278 nucleotides long. RefSeq names its product amidohydrolase. The transcript is spliced from 4 exons. The coding region runs from base 1 to 1278 and encodes 425 amino acids. Gene Ontology annotation, molecular function: hydrolase activity, acting on carbon-nitrogen (but not peptide) bonds. The record is from RefSeq and is a predicted model, not a curated record. Lineage: Eukaryota; Fungi; Ascomycota; Sordariomycetes; Glomerellales; Glomerellaceae.
AUGGCUCUUGUUCUUCGUGCCCAUCGACUGUUACUUGACAGCGCAGCCGAAGUAAUACAGAACGGUGCCGUCAUAGUCAGCGGCGAUCGCAUUCAAGAUGCAGGCUCAUGGACGGAUCUGCGGAACAGGCUGCUAUCAGACGCCACGGUCCAAGAUCUUGGAGAUGUAACUCUCAUGCCAGGCCUUUUCGACUGUCAUGUUCACCUGUCCAUGGACCCAUCCUCUCUGAACGCAACAACAGACUCCAACUUGAGCGAACCGGAAAUGCUCGACCUGAUGACCCUGAACGCGUCCAAACUACUCGAUGCCGGGGUAACCACGGCUCGUGAUCUCGGUUCACCAGGUGUUGUCGGUGCCAUCAUCAGAGAUCUUAUCGCAGCGGGCGAAAUCGAGGGCCCAAGGCUACAAGUAGCUCAUGCUCCGAUUACUGUGCCCGGUGGACAUGCAUGUGCGAUGGGUGGCGAGGCGGAAGGUGUUGACGGCGUUAGAGCCGAGGUCAUCAAGCGGGCUGCGGAGGGAGCAAAUCUCGUCAAGGUCAUGAGUACCGGGGGGUUCAUGACGGCGGGCACGCAUCCGGGAAAGGCAAGAUAUUCUCUGGAGCAGCUGAAAGCGAUUGUUGAGGAGGCGCACAAGCAUGGCAUGCCGGUCACAACACACGCCACGGGAACGGAGGGGAUUGAGAGAGCGGUUGAUGCGCGGCUGGACUCGAUUGAGCAUUGUGCUUGGAUAUCUGGUGACAACACUCACUUUGAACAAAAUAUUGCAAAGAAGAUGGUCGAGUACGAUAUAGCAGUCUGCCCAACGAUGAACACGGCUUGUGUCGAGCACAACUAUUUCUGCCCUUGGGACUCGCGGAAGGCAAUUGUGUCCAACUUGACGCAACUAAGAAGUGCUGGCGUCAAGAUGAUUGUUGGUACCGAUGCGGGCAUUCCUCUCUGUCGGUUCGAGAGAUACUUUGAUGGUUUGACUGUUCUUGCCGACGCUGGAUAUACCGUACGGGAAAUCAUUGCCAGCGCAACGUCCAUACCCGCAUCAAUCUGUGGGCUAGCCAAUGAGACUGGAAGAAUUGCCUCUGGCUUUUCGGCAGAUCUAGCAGCGUUCGAAGGGGACGUUCUUGGAAAGGGUGGUGUGCUGGCCUUUGGAAAGCCAAAGUUCGUCAUGGCUCGUGGACAAGUUCAUAAACUACAGGAGAUCACGGAGGUGGGGGACGUGGCCAAGCAGGCCCAGGAUACGGUGAGAGCACUUCGAAAGGGGGCUGGAUUGCCUGAUAUCUUGUAA